Messenger RNA from Gossypium raimondii (Peruvian cotton), 1340 nucleotides. RefSeq names its product cysteine proteinase 15A. Lineage: Eukaryota; Viridiplantae; Streptophyta; Magnoliopsida; Malvales; Malvaceae. Gene Ontology annotation, molecular function: cysteine-type endopeptidase activity. Bases 26 to 1153 code for a protein of 375 amino acids. The record is from RefSeq and is a predicted model, not a curated record. The transcript has 4 exons. Gene Ontology annotation, cellular component: lysosome.
AAAUUCAUAAAGUUCUUUCCUAAAAAUGGAACGCCUAUCCCUUCUCUUCCUCCUCCUCUCCUCAGUCGUUGCUUCUGCGGUGGUCGCGGAAGUCAUCAGCAACGACGGCCCUCUGAUACGCCAAGUGGCAUCCGACGGAGUUGCCGAAGAAGAUUUUGUUGACCAACUCCUUAACGCCGAGCACCACUUUACGCUGUUCAAGUCUAAGUUCGGGAAAACAUACGCUACCAAGGAGGAACACGAUUACCGAUUGGGAGUCUUCAAGGCUAACAUGCGCCGGGCCAAGCGUCAUCAGCUCCUGGACCCCACUGCCUUUCACGGCGUUACGAAGUUCUCCGAUUUAACUCCAUCGGAGUUCCGUCGUCAGUUCCUCGGCUUGAAGCCGCUCAAACUCCCGGCUGAUGCUCAAAAGGCUCCUAUUCUUCCGACUGAUGAUUUACCCGAUGACUUUGACUGGCGCGACCAAGGCGCCGUUACCGGCGUUAAAGAUCAGGGCUCGUGUGGGUCGUGCUGGUCCUUUAGUACGACUGGAGCUUUGGAGGGAGCCCAUUAUUUGGCGACAGGGGAGCUUGUCAGCUUGAGCGAACAGCAGCUUGUUGAUUGUGAUCACGAGUGUGAUCCACAAGAAUAUGGUGCGUGUGACUCAGGGUGUAAUGGUGGGCUUAUGACUACUGCUUUUGAGUACACUAUAAAAGCUGGUGGACUUGAGAGAGAGAAGGACUAUCCUUACACUGGGAACGCCGGUGGUCCCUGCAAAUUUGACAAGACCAAAAUCGCUGCCUCUGUUUCUAACUUCAGCGUCAUAUCCAUUGAUGAGGACCAAAUCGCUGCAAAUUUGGUUAAGCAUGGCCCUCUUGCGGUGGGUAUCAAUGCCGUUUUCAUGCAGACAUACAUUCACGGGGUUUCAUGCCCAUAUAUUUGUGGGAAACAUUUGGAUCAUGGAGUCCUCCUUGUAGGGUAUGGAUCUGCUGGUUAUGCACCGGUUCGAUUUAAGAACAAGCCUUACUGGAUCAUAAAGAAUUCAUGGGGAGAAAAUUGGGGGGAGAACGGAUAUUACAAGAUCUGUAGAGGUAACAAUGUUUGUGGAGUGGACUCCAUGGUGUCCAGUGUAUCUGCCUUGCAUAUUUUAAAAAGGCAGCAGCUAUCACACUAGAUUGGCUUUGUAACUAAAUGGUAAGUAGCAUUAGCAUUGUUAUAAAUACAUAUAUCAGUAAGUAUUAUUUCCUGCUAUGCUGUGCCUUGAAACUCAAUAACCUUAUCCGUCGGAGAUCGCUAAUGUUCAUGUUUGUGUUCUAAUUAAGACGUUUAAUAUAUAUAUAUAAAUGGAAACUAUUAAAAUA